AUGACCGCUCGCCCACAUGCAGUUGUUCGUCAAUACGAGGAGGACCAGGCGAAGGAGUUUAAGCUCUCUUCCGGGAACGCAAGUGAGGAGAAGGACGACAGUUAUCAGAGAGGUUUUACACUCCCUCUCAUCCUCCACCCAAGAGUGUUUCGUGCAUCGCUUGGCCUGGACAACAGGGUCAACAGGCUAAGCGACUGGAUCAUUGAUGUGUCAACCGAGAAGAUAUCUUUCUCCUUUCCGGCUGUUGCUACCAUCUUGCCGUCAGCUUGGGUGCUGUGGGGUGAUGCAGUGAAAGCGUUCCAGCGAUAUUUUCAAGAGAAGCACAAAGAGGAGCGUGAAGACGAGCGAAACAAGCCUCUGUCUGACGAGGAGGCUUCGAGCAACCUCAAGGAAGCCAUGAAGCAUCGAGAGGCGGAGGGAGGGGUGAUAUUGUCUUUGCGGGAAGAGUCUUCCCCCGCACAAAGUGACAUGAUUCACGUGGAUCCUCGGUGGCUCAUCGACCUCGUGAGGCGGGUCACAGAUCACAACCUCGUGGACAAGAAAAACGAACACGAGAUAUUGAAGGAGCUGCUCGAGUACGGCAGAACCCGGCCCGACACUCUCAGUGGGUACAAGAACCUGUGCGAAACACACACGUGCUUUAUUCGACAGGGUCGCCUGAACCGGAAAUACCUUCGGUUUCUGUGGGUCCAUCGCAAGCUGGAAGUCGAAGGCGGUUACGCGGGGGUUCAAUUAGAGAACGACACCUUCGACAGCAUGGUGGACACCAUGAUCAAGUACUUGUUCAUUUACCCCUCUCACGGGGAGUGCAGCAAAGCGGAGGGCUUUUACAUCGUGCCGGCGAGGUUACCAGAGAUUGGGAAAGAUAACGUUCUGGAGGAAAGCAUCGGGCUCGACGAGGUGGUGGUGGGAAAGACAGCGUGGUUCCUGCGGAGCCACGCCCCAACAGGAAUAAUUGGGUGCUUUUUGGCCUUCACCUCAAGCAGAUUUGAGGCUUCAGGCGAAUGCUGGCAGCACGGGGCUCACAUUCAGUGGAAAAAGGACUCUAACGAGCACGACAUGCUUCUUUGCGAGACCACGAUUGAAAAGGACAUAAUCCCCGGACCGGGCACCCUCCCUGCGAUUGCUAUUUGCGUCAAGGGCAAGACUGCCGAAGCUAAGGGCGUCCUGCGAGAGGUUGGAGAACAGCUAUUGAGUCUUCUCAAAGACGUUAUCCACGUGCACUUCGAGCGAUACCUGGCCACAAAAUUGGCUACAAUACUGGAAGAUACCAGGCGUGAAUCCGUUCGGAUGUUCCGGGCGGCGUUUCCAUCAUAUGGUGAGCACGUCGAGCUUCUGUAUCCACGACUGGUGCUACUCAAGCCGGUCGAGACCACUAGUAUCCAGGAAACGCAAGUCGAGAGCGUUAGUGGCGCCAAAAAACUGCGCAGGACGUGGGACCGGUGGAUAGACCUCUGCUGGUCGGGUGGCAGCUGCGACUUUGUUCUCGUCAUUCUGUGCGAGCGCGACUUCUCGGAAAUUCCUUGUGGGCCACAGGGCAAGGGUUUCAGGGUACACAACCCGGGCUCAUUGUUCAACACGUUGAAGCCCUUGCUUCAGGGAGCGCUUUGGCUGGUGAAGAUCGCUGUCGGGACCGUGGCCAGCGUCUAUCUUCCACUUCACGACGUACUCGAAGCUUUCCUCCACGCCACCGCAGCCGAGGUGCUUGAGGCCGCGCCCAGCCAGUUCAGCCCAAGUGCCACUCUCGAUGAAGGGCAGCAAGAGGGGUUUAAGGAAUUGCACGGACCGGCGUACAAGGCCUUGUGCGAUUUCAUGAGAAAAGAGGAGUUCGGCCCAGAAGAGGCGCAGUGCUGUCCGUGCUUGCCUUGGCACCGCCCCCGGGUUCACGAGCCCAUACUGAGUGAAUUCGAUUGGAGAAGUCACAUGUACAAGAUAAAGAAUGGUGUUGGAUACUCGUGGGUUCGAAAGUCUAGCGAGCAGUAA
Ectocarpus sp. CCAP 1310/34 is the source of this 1983-nucleotide messenger RNA. Lineage: Eukaryota; Phaeophyceae; Ectocarpales; Ectocarpaceae. The record is from the annotation of a GenBank genome assembly.